Molecule: messenger RNA, 1978 nt
Organism: Diorhabda sublineata
Lineage: Eukaryota; Metazoa; Arthropoda; Insecta; Coleoptera; Chrysomelidae
Gene: Efa1
Product: elongation factor 1-alpha
Exons: 3
Coding region: 447-1835 (462 amino acids)
Biological process (GO): translational elongation; translation
Molecular function (GO): GTP binding; GTPase activity; translation elongation factor activity
Source: RefSeq, a predicted model, not a curated record
AGAGCAACUGUACGUUCUAAUAAUAAUAAACAACACACCUUUGCCAUUGAGGUUAUUGGCCAGUUAUAAAUACAUCAGGAUUUGUUCGAAAACAGCUCUAAAGAUUUGGUCAAUUCUCUUUCCAUGCUUUUAUAAUAAAUUAUAUAUUGAACCACAGUGUUUCCGAAUCUAGAUAUUUAAAUCAACCUUGAUGUAAUACUUUCGCGGCUUUUUUUGAGCUAUCCACCAGAGGGCGGUAGCGUACAGGAAGUGAUAUCAUGUGUCAGUUCUCGAAGAGGGUAGGCAUGGAAUGAAGAGAGCGUAAUUUCAGAUUAUCUUCCUUUCUAACCAGCUCGUCGCACGGUACGGUUGCCGAGCCAUUAAGUUGUUAAGAUUUCAAGUUAGUGUUACUCAUAUUUUAAGUUUUAUUUUCAACAGUUGCAUUUAAUUUAUUGGAAACCGUCAAUAUGGGGAAAGAAAAGAUUCAUAUUAACAUCGUCGUUAUUGGUCACGUAGAUUCUGGUAAAUCUACCACCACCGGACAUUUGAUCUACAAAUGCGGUGGUAUCGACAAACGUACUAUCGAAAAAUUCGAAAAAGAAGCCCAAGAAAUGGGAAAAGGUUCCUUCAAGUAUGCAUGGGUACUCGACAAACUUAAGGCUGAACGUGAACGUGGUAUCACUAUUGAUAUUGCUUUAUGGAAAUUUGAAACAUCUAAGUACUACGUAACCAUCAUUGAUGCACCAGGGCACAGAGAUUUCAUCAAAAACAUGAUUACUGGAACAUCUCAAGCUGAUUGUGCAGUACUUAUUGUAGCUGCUGGUACUGGAGAAUUCGAGGCAGGUAUUUCCAAGAAUGGACAAACACGUGAACACGCACUUCUUGCAUUCACCCUUGGAGUAAAACAACUUAUUGUUGGUGUCAACAAAAUGGACUCUACUGAACCACCAUACAGUGAAGCACGUUUUGAAGAAAUCAAGAAAGAAGUUUCCUCUUAUAUUAAGAAGAUUGGUUACAACCCUGCUGCCGUUGCCUUUGUACCAAUUUCUGGAUGGCACGGAGAUAACAUGUUGGAACAAUCUGACAAAAUGCCAUGGUUCAAGGGAUGGAAUAUCGAACGUAAAGAAGGAAAAGCUGAUGGUAAAUGUUUGAUUGAUGCUCUAGAUGCCAUUCUCCCCCCGAGUCGUCCAACAGAGAAACCUCUUCGACUUCCACUUCAGGAUGUCUACAAAAUUGGUGGUAUUGGAACAGUACCUGUUGGUCGUGUUGAAACUGGUGUUUUAAAACCAGGUAUGGUAGUAGUUUUUGCCCCAGCCAACUUGACCACUGAAGUAAAAUCUGUUGAAAUGCACCACGAAGCCCUUCAGGAAGCUGUACCCGGAGAUAACGUUGGUUUCAACGUUAAAAACGUCUCCGUUAAAGAAUUGCGCCGUGGUUAUGUAGCUGGAGACUCCAAAAACAAUCCACCAAAGGGAGCAUCAGACUUCACCGCUCAAGUCAUAGUACUGAAUCACCCUGGUCAAAUCUCCAAUGGUUACACUCCUGUCCUCGAUUGUCACACAGCCCACAUUGCUUGUAAAUUUGCUGAAAUCAAAGAAAAAGUAGAUCGUCGUUCUGGAAAGACAACUGAAGAAAACCCCAAAGCCAUCAAAUCUGGUGAUGCUGCCAUUGUCAAUCUAGUUCCAACCAAACCGAUGUGUGUAGAAUCAUUCCAAGAAUUCCCACCUCUUGGACGUUUCGCCGUUCGUGACAUGAGGCAGACGGUCGCCGUAGGAGUCAUCAAGAGUGUAAGCUUCAAAGACCCUGGUGCAGGAAAAGUCACAAAAGCUGCAGAAAAAGCACAAAAGAAGAAAUAACCUUUGUCAACUCCUCGUUUAUUUUGAUAUAUUUACUUUUUUAUUUGGAGUUCAAACUUAUUUACUUUAAAAAUUGACAUUUGUGAUCUGUAAAUUAAACUUUGACUUUCAGAAGAAAAACAAUAAAAUGGUUUUCUGAUUAA